Mizuhopecten yessoensis (Yesso scallop) is the source of this 4732-nucleotide messenger RNA. RefSeq names its product RING finger protein 141-like. Gene Ontology annotation, molecular function: ubiquitin-protein transferase activity. Bases 129 to 842 code for a protein of 237 amino acids. Gene Ontology annotation, biological process: protein autoubiquitination. The record is from RefSeq and is a predicted model, not a curated record. The transcript has 6 exons. NCBI's taxonomy places the organism in Eukaryota, Metazoa, Mollusca, Bivalvia, Pectinida, Pectinidae.
AUUCCGUAUGCGUCAUAGGAACACCUCUGGACUAUACAUGUGGUCGUUUGGUGGUAACCUGUUUACAAACAGCUAAAACUUCAAUAUAGUCGACUUAGUGAAAGUUAUGGUGUCUUAGCUAGAGCAACAUGGGCCAGGGAAAAAGUUUUCCUGACCCAGAGAAGACGGUGGGACUUAUGCAUGGAAAGCUUAAAUUACAUUUGGGGGUCAUCACAAAGAUCGCCAAGCUGUCGUAUGAAGACCUCAUACAAUCUGUAAAGGAUAUCAAUGAACUAACUACAACAUUCACUGACCACAAGGGGAAGCAACUCCUCUUCUCAGUUGAGGCAGGUACAGAUACAACCAUCUUCUGGAAACAUACAAUACGCAUCUGUUGUCAGAAGGUGAACACAAGACGUAACGUUAUCGAGUCUUCCCGAAUCCUCAAGCUACGUCAGUAUAUAGAAGUGUACAGCGAGAUCACUGACCAAGUGUCCAGCCUCUCUCUCGCAUCUGACCACACCGCCAUGCCAACACCCCUGGCAGCCACAGCUGAUAUUUCAGCCUCCAUUAUAUUCGAUGAGGCAGCAAGGAAAGGCGAUGCUGAGGAAAUGGAGUGUUGUAUUUGUAUGGAGAAUAAGUCAGAGAUCAUCCUCGGGUGUAGCCAUAAGUUUUGUGAGAGCUGUAUAGAUCAGUGGAAUGUCACAAGUCGCACCUGUCCUAUCUGCCGUGCAAAGGUACGAAGUACGGAUGACACCUGGGUCCUCACGGAGAAGCCAUCUACUAAUGAGUUCCAGUCGGAGGUCAAGGAGUAUCUAGUGGGAAUAGUUGACAAUAAGGGACAACCUGAUGAAUCCAAAUAGUGCUUUCACCGAGGCCGCAAUAGUGAUUUGUGUUGGAGUCAAAGUUGUGCUAUGUGUUGGAGUCAUCAGUGUAAUUAUUAUUACUAGUGCUAUGUGGGUCACAUCAGUGCAAGUAUUUGGGUAAAAUUAGAGCACAUGUUGGGUUUGCACCAUUGCACAUUAAUUAGUUAGUAUAUUGUGUAAUGGCCCAGCAACAGUGAAGUCAUAUUGGACCAAACAACAAUAACACAGGGUCACUAAACAAUUUAAGAAAUUUUUCAAAUGAUAAAAGGAUAAAAAGGUUCAUACCUAUUACGGUAUAGAUCAAUUUCAUGUUAACAAUCAAAAGUCUUUUAGAGAUUGACAGUACAAUAUUUUCAUAUCGGGCACAUCAUAACGAUUGUCUCAAACCUUUCUAAAUAUCUGCACAUUUGAUAAGUAUAAGAGUUUAAUUUGUAUGUUUGUAAAGAAAACAGAGAGACAGCUUUUCCUCUCGCCAAAGUAAGCAAGUAUCAAUGUGUAAAAUACAAGUGAAGUUGUGAUAAAGAAUUAUCUACCAGGUAUGUGUUAAAGUGGGGUUAUUUGGUGAAUGUUUUGUUAUGUUUAUGUGCAGGGAUAUAUUGCAUCAUUUAUUAACAUCAGACUUUGAAAAUCUAGUCUUAUUUUGUCUUUUUACUCAAGAUGAAUUGACAAAACAGUUCAUUAGAUGUCACGGGGAGGUAAUCAAUGAUAAUCAGGAACCAAUAUCAAUGGUACUACGAUACAGAAGUACUUAUUGACUAGGUGUGCCAUAGGUGUGUUUCCCUCUAUUUGAAAGAGGUAAGGUAACUGUUGUUAUGUAAUAUAAUAUGUUAUAUGACUUGGAAAAUAAACUGUAAAAGAAUUGGAAUAGUAUCUAAGAUAAUCUGUCAGAUGAUUUGGAAUAUUACCUGUAAGGUCUAAGAUAAUCUGUAAGAUGAUUUGGAAUACUACCUGUGAGAUUAAAGAUAAUCUGUUCGAUGAUUUUGAAUAUUAUCUGUGAGAUCUAAGAUAAUCUGUAAUAUGAUUUUGAAUAUUAUUUGCAAUAUCUAAUUGGAAUAUUAUCUGAGAUCUAAGAUAAUCUGUAAGAUGAUUUGGAAUAUUAUUUGUAAGAUCUAAGAUGAUCUGUUAGAUAAUUUUGAAUAUUAUCUGUAAGAUCUAAGAUAUUCUGUAUGAUGAUUUGGAAUAUUUUCUGUAAGAUCUAAGAUAAUAUGUCAUAUUAUUUGGAAUAUUAUUUGCAAUAUCUAAUUGGAAUAUUAUCUGAGAUCUAAGAUAAUCUGUAAGAUGAUUUGGAAUAUUAUUUGUAAGAUCUAAGAUGAUCUGUUAGAUAAUUUUGAAUAUUAUCUGAAAGAUCUAAGAUAAUCUGUAUGAUGAUUUGGAAUAUUUCUCUGUAAGAUCUAAGAUAAUAUGUCAUAUUAUUUGGAAUAUUUUCUGUAAGAUCUAAGAUAAUCUGUUAGAUGAUUUUGAAUAUUCUAUCUGUGAGAUCUAAGAUAAUAUGUAAUAUGAUUUGGAAUAUUAUUUGUAAGAUCUAAGAUGAUUUGGAAUAUUAUCUGUAAGAUCUAAGAUAAUUUGUAAGAUGAUUUGGAAUAUUAUUUGUAAUAUCUAAGAUAAUCUAUAAGAUGAUUUGGAAUAUUUUCUGUAAGAUCUAAGAUAAUCUGUUAGAUGAUUUUGAAUAUCUGUGAGAUCUAAGAUAAUUUGUAAGAUGAUUUAGAAUAUAAUCUGUGAUAUCUAAGAUAAUAUGUAAUAUGAUUUGGAAUAUUAUUUGCAAUAUCUAAUUGGAAUAUUAUCCGAGAUCUAAGAUGAUCUGUAAGACGAUUUGGAAUAUUAUUUGUAAGAUCUAAGAUAAUCUGUAAGAUGAUUUGGAAUAUUAUUUGUAAUAUCUAAGAUAAUCUAUAAGAUGAUUUGGAAUAUUUUCUGUAAGAUCUAAGAUAAUCUGUAAGAUGAUUUGGAAUAUUAUCUGUAAGAUCUAAGAUAAUAUGUCAUAUUAUUUGAAUAUUAUUUGCAAUAUCUAAUUGAAAUGAUAUCUGAGAUCUAAGAUAAUCUGUUAGAUGAAUUGGAAUAUUAUCUGUAAGAUCUAAGAUAAUCUGUAAGACGAUUUGUAAUAUGAUUUGUAAUAUCUAAGAUAAUCUAUAAGAUGAUUUGAAAUAUUUUCUGUAAGAUCUAAGAUAAUCUGUCAGAUGAUUUUGAAUAUUAUCUGUGAGAUCUAAGAUAAUCUGUCAGAUGAUUUGGAAUACUACCUGUGAGAUCUAAGAUAAUCUAUAAGAUGCUAUGGAAUAUUUUCUGUACGAUCUAAGAUAAUCCGUUACAUGAUUUGGAAUAUUAUUUGCAAUAUCCAAUUGGAUUAUUAUCUGUGAGAUCUAAAUUAAUCUGUAAGACGAUUUGGAAUAUUAUUUGUAAUAUCUAAAAUAAUACUACAGUACUUGUCAAUGCUCAUUAGAGGGAUAUACAUUAUGUCUAAUGACUAAUUUUCAAGUUUUGGAAUUUCAAAUGGCUACUUUGGUCUCUGAUACAAUGAUUUAUUUUUACCCGUAAGUUGAGUUCUCUUCGGUAGAUUUAAAUAUCGGCGUACUGUCUUUUUCAUGCUUCAUUUGCGACUACUGGAAUAGUUUGGGGGACAACAGUCGCAAUCCUCAUAAAGUAAGAACUUAUUGUAUCUUGCCAACUGCUGAUACAAAUUUACAUGAAAUUCUCACUCUUUGUCAUCACCUGAUAUUCAUUGCAAUAUAUUUUUCAUUUUGACCAUUGUGGUGGAUUUUCAGACAGCCUUCAGCUUGCAUCGCUGGAUUACACUGUGUAAUCUACUGAUAUUAGUUUUGCUUAAAAUUGAAACGUAAUCUGCAUGAAAUCUGAAUAAGAAAUCUUCGUCUUGAGUUCAGAAAAAGAUCUAUUUGAUGGCACCAAUAACUUUUUCAUCGUGCAAUGGACAAACAAAUCUUGUUGAUACAAAGUUAUUGGGUCAGGUGACAGCUAUCCUUGUUUUAGACUUCGUGAUUUAGAAUGGCUAUUGAAUUUGUUUGGUUGUGUUUGCAGUAGGUUUGCUGUACAUGUAAAUUAGACUCAUCUGGGGCAUUACACUUAUACAAAACCCUUUAGUACCGGCAUUUCUUUGAGAUUUUACAGUAUUUUCCUUUUGAUUGUGACGUAUAUAAUAUAGUGUGAUUGUGCAUAACAAUGCCCAAUUAAAUGACACAAGAUUUUUUCUUGUUGCAGUAUGCUUCCCUAUCAUGUAAUUAUACCCUGCUAAAUAGUUUAUAAAGUUUUAUCCAAUAAUCAUGAUUUUUCAUCAGAAGUAUUAUAUUUACUGUUCAUACAAAUAUGGUAUUACAUGAAUUUCUAUUUCAUAUGAAAUUUUUGAAGGAAAUCCAGAAGUUAUUCAUUUUAGCAAGCUUGUGACAAGUUGAAAUGAGACCUUAUUCACAAUUACUAUGAAAAUAAUAUGAUUGACCUUUUACUAAUGUAUGCAUGUCAUAAAUUUAAAAAUUCCGUUUAUACGAUAAAACUUCACCUCACUAUUUAUAAAUAUAUAUUAUAUGAAUGUUUAUAAACGUUUCAUACCCACUUGGCCUUGUAUGGCCCCUGGAUGUUGGUAGGCCAUUAUGCUUUUAUCAAAUCCAAUUUAGAGUGUAAAAGUCUGUGAGAUUGGCUCAUUGUCUAUAGUCCCCACUAUGACAUCAUUCUAUAAUCAGGAGUCAUUUUAGUUCAUCCAUUAGGAAAUAUGACAUGGGUGUAGUUACUAAAUAAUACUGUAAUCAUGUGAUUAAGUAUUAUAUUAACUGCUCAUUAUUUUAUAUUUACUGUUUGCAAUAUUUACAGGAUAAACACAUAGCUGUCAACCCUCCCUCAUUAGGAGGGAGACUCCCUAAUUUUAACAAAAAAUUAUCAAUCUCCCUCGA